AUGGAUAAAGAAUAAGUAAUACCCACUCUACAAUAAUAAGAAAGAGAGUUAGAAAAGAAGCGAAUAGGAAAAGGCUUGGAAGAACAUUUCAAAUUGUUUAAUGAUCUUUUGAAAUUAAAGUAAGCUUCAUACACUAAGGCUAUUAUAAUGCUAAUUGUUGCCUUUAUUCAUCAUAUAAUGAGUUAAAUUCGAUAGUACCUUAAUCAGUAUAUACAGAUAUAAGAACGUGAUAAAUAUUCAUUAUUCAUCCGAAUCUACUAUCCUUGAUUAAAUAAUAGAUUCCGGUACUUACUUUGACAUUCAAGGUUUACUAAGACAAGACAUUACAAUCAAUUAUAUUAUGCUUUCAGUCUUUUUAGUUGCAACAAUUGGUAAUACCUUGCUUUAUUUAAUUCUUUAUGUUUUACAAUCAGAUGAUUACAGAGUAAGAAAAAAGUUUAUUGGAAAAGUAAUAUAUAUACUAUCUAGAAAUUUGUGGAAUUAUCAGAAUGGUAUAUAUGGAUAUUCCAUUAUCCAGCCUUGGUUGUCUUUUUUGAAAACAUAGUUUGUGGCCCUACUAUGGAUUGUUCAUUGGCUUCAGAGAGAAGAAUAUUGAUUGUUAUUUCUGCUUUAGGGUAAUAUUCAAUUAUACAUUAGAGUCUUUUUUGGAGUUUUCAACAUAUUUUUUUUGAGUUUAUUUUUCCACAAUGAUAGCAGUUAAAAAAAAGAUUGUUUUAAUACAGAGAAUUCUAUCUAUUUAGCAAUGUUUCAUCUAUUUAGAGCUUUAUAAGCUUUUUUAAUUUCCUUUAAGUAUUAAAUUUAUUAUAAUAAAGAUCUAAUGAAUACUCAUAUCUUUGGAUAAUGUUGAUUUGUAUUUUUAUAGGUUAUUCCUUUUUUCUAUUAAAUUGUUUAUUUUAUAGUGGAUACAUGGCUUUUGCCACUUCUAUUAUACGUAAUACUUUUUUAAUUUUGUUAAUUAUCAUGGUCUCAUCUAGCUUUUCAAUGAUGAUAGAUGAAAUAUGUCGUUAUAACACACUUGAAUAACAAUUUGAAAAUGUUAGUUUAUUUUUUGCUAUGUCAUUCCUUUUUUUAGUUUGUUGCAUUAUUUACAAUUUAAGAAAUUCCAAUUAUGAAGAUAUUAAUUAUGAAAAAGCAAGUGACACUGAUUUUGCUAGACAAGUCUUUAUCCUCAGUUCCCUUCUUGAAGUUACUAAUUAAGAUAUAAAUGUGGAUUUAUUUUUUAAAGGCAUUUUAUAAAGACAUAUGGAAUAAGAAUGCAAACAUACAAUUAUAUAAGGUGAAGGAAGAUGUUUUUGUAAGAAAAAAAAAAUUUUUGAUUCUAAAAAAAGAAAAGAAGCUAUGUUGGAGGAUUGGCUUAUUCAUAAAAAUAUAUUUAUUAAAUUUCUAAUAAAAUCAUGGAUUGAAAUUAAACUUAUGGAUAAUCCUAAUUCUAUCGAAUUACAAUUACUUUAUGCUCGUUAUAUGUUUUUUAAAUUUCAAAAUCAUUAAAUUUCUUUGCAUAUUUUAAAUAGUUUAGAAAAACGAUUUCUAUUUAUUAUAAAUCGAUAUAAAGCAUAUUAAUUAAAAAUGAAAAUUAUGAGAUAUGUAAAACAUAGGAAUUAAGAAAGUUAUAGAGAAAAAUUAGAAAUCUAAAAUGCUUUAUUUAUUGAAGAUCUAAUUGAAACUAUUAAAUAGAAUAUUAAUAAUAUAAUGAUAUAGAAUUGUGCAUUUUGGAAAUGUUUAUAAAAAGAAGUAAUUGAUUUGUAAGAAUUGGAUGAUUUACUUAAAAGUUAAUUUGAAAAAAUUGAAUAAACAAAUAAUUUAUGGGUUUAGAUUCAAAAUUAUUUGGAUUUCAAAAAAAAAUGGAAAUUUUAUUAUGCUUGGUUUACUCUUUAUAUUUAGAAUAAGAAACUAAAAAAUAAAAUAUUAGAUAAUUUUUAAGGAUUAUCAGUAAAUGAGAAUGAUAUUUUCUCUGAAGAAGUUUAAGAAAAUAAUUUAGAAGAAGAUAUAGCAAGUGUAAAAUCAGAUCAGGAAUAAAAAAUAGAUAUAGAGAAAAUAGAUAUAAAAAGCAAGAAAAUAAUUUUUGAUAAAAAAGCAUGUAUUAUAUAAACUACUGAUGAUCCUGAUGCUUUAAUAAUUAAAGUAAAUAAAUAGUUUACAAAAAUCUUUGGUUACACUCAUGAAGAAGUCACAAAUAAAUUUUUAAUAGCUCAACUAAUGCCUGAUAUUUAUUCAAAAGUACAUCCAUCAUUAUUGAAUGAUUAUAAACUAACUGGAAGGGGUCAUUCACUCUAUUCAUAGAGAAAAGUGUAUUGUAUUCAUAAAAGUGGAUAUAUGUUUACUGCCUAAAAAUUUCUCAAAUUAUAUGUAGAUUUAAAUGGAUAAUCACAAUUUGUAGUUAUGAUUAGGCCAACUGAUUUAAAUAAUGAAAAAAAACAUGAUGUAAUAAUAUUAAAUUAAGAUUGGGAAAUUAAUGGUAUGACAUAAAAUGUGAUUUAAUCAUUAUAAAUAGAUUAAUCAUUAUUUUAAAAAUAAAAAAUGUAAACAUUAAUAAAUAUUUUAUUAUUUGCACCUAAAUUAAUUUAAUUUAGUCGAGCAUGUUAAUUAAUUAAUGAAGAGACAGAUUUAGAAUUGUUUGGAAUGUAAAAAAUUAAAAAGAAAAAAGAAGAACCUUUACUUAAAUCAACUAAACAUUUUAAUAAUAUUCCUGGUCAAAUUAAAAUAUAAGUAAAUAUGAUGAAUUCUGGUUCAAAUAAUUUGAUUCCUGGCAAAAGUGGAAAUGCAUUGUAAUCUGAUGUUGAUUUAUCAUCAAAUUAUAUAUAAAUGUAAUCUUUGGAAGUGCCAGAUGAUAAAUAAUUUUUAUAAUAAGCUAGUAGUGUUAGUGAUAGAAAUGAUGUUUAAGAAUUUAAACAUUAAAUUGAUUAAUAUUCUGAAAUGUAAAAAGAUAUAAAUGAAUAAUAAAAUAAGAAAGUUGAUGAGUAAAUUAAAAAAAUGUAUGAAACAUAGUUUUAAAAUAAUUAUAAAAGAAUUUAAACUAAAUUAGAUAAUAAUGCACAUGCAGGAGAUAUAAGUGAUGAUAAUAUAAGUAGAGAUGAAAUAGUUAAAUAAAAAGGAUAAUUUGUUUUGGAUGGUAAAGUGAAUAAUGGAGAACCAAUAUCAUUUCAUAUGAAAUUAUCUGAUAAAUUUUUGGCUGCAUGUAAACAUUAUACAGAAUCUAAAUAUAAAUUAUAUUAAAUUAAGAAAUAAUAAGAUGAUGUAAAAUUAUUAAAUUAUUCAAGCAUGUUAAAUUGGAAGAGAAAUAAGAUAAGGAAAAAGAAAAAGGGAAAGCAAAAGUUAAUGAGAAAAAAGUAUUUUUAAAAUAAGGAACUUAAUAAAGAGAAUUUAAAAAAAGAGCAAGAUUAAUGUUUUAAAAGGCAGCUGAAAGAAGAAAGAAUGAUGAAGAUAAAGGCUAUUAUGAUUUAAUAAAAGAGAUUUAUUAAGAUAUAUUGAAAGAUUAAUAGAAAGUGAAAUCAUUCAAAAUUAUUUGCACAAUCUCAUUCUACAAAAUUAGAGAUGAAAAAAUAGGAAUAAUGAAAGUUUCAAAUAUCUCAGAAAUACUCAAAAAUAAAAUUAGAUAAAAUGUUCGUAAGUAAUCUUAUAUGAUGUUACAUAAAGGACUUUCUAGAGGUACAUUAUAAUAAUAAUACUAAUUUAGAAAUGUCUAGACUUAAGACAAUACAGAAUAAUGAUGGUUAAAAAUACUUAACUUUAACUAGUGAUGGAGAAAGCAAAAUAAUUUCACCUCAUUUAUAAUAAAAUUCUCCCUUAAAUUCAAAUACCAAAAUCAAAACAGCUACAAAGUCAAAUGGAUUAGGAUAUUAAUUAUAAAAAGAAGAUAAUCUAGAAGAUUUAGAAGAAAAGGAUGCACUUGUAGAUUUUAAAGAUUAACCGAAAAUGAUUAAUUGGGAAACAUUCUAAAAUUAAUUUAAAAUGCAGUAAGGCACUCAAAGUUUCUCUUUAAAUGUUCUUGACAACAUUUUUAGAAAAGAAGAUAACAAUAAACCAAGAAAAUUACUUGUCAAAAUUUCCUAUCUGACUUGGUUUCUACGUUUUAUGUACCUUACUAUUUUAACAUUAAAUUUAAUUACUUAUUUCCUUAAACCUUAUUCAGUAACAUUAAUAUAUAUAUAUUAUAGGACUUUUUACCUAUUAAAACAUAAUCUGCACGCAUAUUAUAAUUGUCCCAAAUGCAAACAUAUAUUUUUGAAGCAUAUGAUACAGUAAUGGAUUUGCUACUCUAUAAAAAUGCAAAUUUUUCUAAUUUACUAGUUUAAGGAGUUGCUCUUAAUUCUUAAGAUUAAUUUUUUACUUAUUAAACUUAAUAAAUAGACCAAGGAUAUGAAUAUUUUAAAUUAUAAAUUAGAGAUCUUAAUUUAUAAGAAACAUUUUUGGAUGAAUCAAUCUUUUAUAGCAAGUCAAUGACUGAUGAAACUAUUGCUAAAAAUCAAAACAUACCCAUUGUAUUAGAUUACAAAGAUAUAUUUAGUAAGAUAAUAUUAAUAGAACAUUAAGUAUCUAUUUUAUCUCCUAAUGAUUUAAUAUAAUUGAAUGAAUCAAAUUCUUUGGUAAAAUUUAUUAGAAAUGUUACUAUUCCAACAUUAUACUUAUAAUUUAAUACUGCUGUUAUGAUUUUGGAAGAUCUUCUAACCAAUAAAGCAAGUUCAAUGUCAGAUUUUGUUAUCAUUAUACUCAUCUUAGAAUCUUGCAUAUUUAUUAUUGGAUUUUGUGGCUUAUUACUAAUCAUUUUAUGGAUUUGUCAGACUUUUAAAGCAGUUUUAAAAAUGUUCAUGAUGAUUAAAAAAAACGAUCUAAAUAAGAUUGUCAAAUAAUAGUAGUUCGUUUAAACUUAAUUUUAAUAUAUAUUGAAUAAAGAUGAUGAAAUAUCUGGAAUACUUUAAUUAAAUGAUAAAAGAUUAUAAAUUACUACUAAAACUAAUUAUUAAUAAUAAUAGAAUUUCCUUCUUAUUAAUGAAGUUGAAGACUAAAACCUUACUAAAAGAAAAGACAAAUAAAUUCUCGAAAAAUAGUUACUAAAAAAAUUAACCAUUAAAAUGUCUUUUAUCUAUAUCUUAUAUGUUUUGUUUUCAUCUUCUGCUUCUUUAGUGUUUUUUUUAACAUUAAGCAAUUCCUCCUAACAAAUAACCCUAUUAAUUAGUACUGGUUCUGAUUCUAUACAAGAUUUUAGUGAUAGUUAGCUCUUAUUGGUUUCAGUAAAAGAGAAAUAUUUUAAUCCUGACCAAUAUAAUCAAAAUUGUUUAGAACAAAUCUCUACAAUUCUAGAAGAGUAAAUUGCUGAUAUCAAAAGUACUCCUUCUAUUGAAAAUCCAAAUUAUGGUACAUAUUAUACAAGCUUUCAAUCUAUAUAUUUUGGCAAUUUAUGUUAAUUUCUAGUUGAUAAUUCUUAUUUGGAUACUGUAGCUGCUGCAGAUUGCUAAACAAUUCUAAAUGGAAAACUAAAACAAGGAGUCGUAGCAUUUAAUUAAUUGUAUUCAUCUGUUACUGAAGGUAUCUCUCAAUAUUAUAUUAAGAUUAUGUUUUAAAUAAAGAAACUCGAUUUGGUUAGAUUAAUUUAGAAACCAUAUGGUAAUACAACAUAGCUAUAGAUUAUAUUAAGUCUGCCUUCAAAGCUUUACUAACUUCUUGGUCUGAAGAUUUAGGAAAUCUAAUUGAUCAAUACACUACCCUUAUACUUGUAUUGUUAAUUGUUAUGGUUGUUUUUUAACUUUUAGUUUUUAUAACGAUAGCAGAAAUGUACUUAGUCAAUCAAUUGAACAAAUCUUUUCAGUUCUAUAGAAAAAUAUACAAGUCAUAUAUGCCUAAUGAUAUCAUACAAAAAGAAAAAAUUAUUAGAGCUUCACUUAUUAAAUAUAGUAUCAUUAAAAGAUGA
Paramecium sonneborni is the source of this 5905-nucleotide messenger RNA. The record is from the annotation of a GenBank genome assembly. NCBI's taxonomy places the organism in Eukaryota, Ciliophora, Oligohymenophorea, Peniculida, Parameciidae.